AUGCGACGUGGCCGAACGAGAGGCAAUCGCGCCAGCAAGCUGGAGGAGAGCGAUCUCGUGCGUCGAAUGGAACGCAUCGAGCGUCUGAUCACUGAGAAUGUCGAAAGACGCAAUGAUGCCAAGGCCAAGUUGCCUCGCCGUCCUACUGCUGCUGCUGCUGCUGCUGCUGCUACUCGUACUGCUACUGCUACUCCCAGUGAGCCGGCCCUUGAACUCGACACAGACGCAGACUCGGCCAGUCUUGCCAAUGUCGGACGCAUCUACUGUGCCGGCUACAAGCUCGGCGACAUCAACAUGUUCCACGGGGUCCCCUUCCUUUCGCGGGAGGGCCAGAAGUGGAUUGGACUCCGUGUAGAUGACACUGACGGGCCUGCCAGUGGGAGUCCACAUGAGGUACCAGGGCCGCUGUGGGAAAACCGCCUCCGGCCAGCCUGGCCCGACACCUCUCGAUCACCCGCCGACGCGACCAGCUUGAACUUGAACGGAGGCUUCCAAGAGUUACCGCCCCGAGCACUGGUGCAGGAAUACUUGGAUGCUUAUCUCCGUUCAGAGGUCUCUGACGUCUUCCCCCUGGCCGACCCGGUCUUGUUUCCGCAAAUCCUGGACGAGGUGUACAGUGGCCGCAGCGAUUUCUCCCAUGCUGGUGCGGCAAAGGCAUGUGUCCUGGCCUUUCUGCUUCUUGCAGCCACGCUGCUCAGCAAUCCGGUCAACGAGCCAUUGCCCCCUAUCGAUGUGUCGGGCUGUGGUACUGCGGCCGAGCAUCUCUUCGUCGACGUCCUGAACGCCAGUGCCAGUACCGAAGCCGUGGGUGCUCUCAUGAUGCUAGCUGUCUAUCAAUUCACCUGUGGACACCUCCAGCCUGUUGACAUCAGCUUAUCAGUUGCAUCGCGGUUGCUGUUCAUGCUCGGCGCCCACCUCUAUCCGGGCCAGGAUCUGGAUGUUCUCCCAUCCGACUCCCAAAGCAUUGAAACCAGGACCAUCCUCCAUCGGCGCGACUUGUUCUGGAUUUGUUAUGGUCUCGACAAGGACAUAACCUUCCGCACAGGCCGGCCUCCCAUCAUGAACGACACGUCUUGCGAUCUGACGUUCCCAAAGUGGUACUCGGCGCAAAGGUCCGUUAAUGUCACCCGCAAUUUCCGUCUCCCCGGCGACCUCCGACUGAGUCUGAUCAAGUCGAAAGCCUACGAAAAGCUCUACUCGCCCCAUUCGCUGCAGAAGCCCGAUGCGGAAAUCUUGGGCGACAUCCGCGAGCUGGACGAACUGCUGGAGAAUUGGAGGCUCUCCCAGCCCACCGGAUUCAGGCCCAAGCUCUCUUUCUCCCUCCAAGCGAAGAGCUCAAUCGACUGCUUAGACAUGGACCCUCGUUCGUUUUUCACCCGAAUGGACUACUUCCACUGCAUGACCACCAUCCACCAGGCAAGUAGUCGCUGCAAGGACUGGGCCCAUAACCACCGAGUGCUUGAAGGUCUGAGUUCAAGCUUGAACCUUGCGCUGGAGUCGAGUCGCUCACUCCUCUCGUCUUUCCACGCUGCCGACUCGGUCUUGCUCAAGCUACCAAGCUUAUUCUGGAUCGUCUUGUUUUAUCCCUUGUCGGCUACUCUGGUCCUGUUCUGCAACAUCCUGCUCAAUCCCGCGAGCCCGGCAGCGUCGUCCGAUACCAUUCUCCUCCGAGACUGUCUAAAUCACAUUGGAGACAAAGUAGAUCGUGUCAAUGGCCUCUCUGAUUCGCAGUUGCUUCACCUGCAGACCGUCCACAGCUUUACUGCCGAAGUGGUGCGAUCCGCCGAAAGCCUCGUUUUGCAGAGCCAACACCCAACAUCAUGA
Capronia epimyces CBS 606.96 is the source of this 1824-nucleotide messenger RNA. RefSeq lists its product as uncharacterized. The transcript is spliced from 4 exons. Lineage: Eukaryota; Fungi; Ascomycota; Eurotiomycetes; Chaetothyriales; Herpotrichiellaceae. The coding region runs from base 1 to 1824 and encodes 607 amino acids. Gene Ontology annotation, molecular function: DNA binding; zinc ion binding. Gene Ontology annotation, biological process: DNA-templated transcription. The record is from RefSeq and is a predicted model, not a curated record.